AUGAGCUCGUUGCUACAAGGGCUGAAGUUUGUGCGGCGCUCGGAGGGCGACGAUAGAAAACACAAGAGGAAGGAGAAGAAGAAAGAGAAGAAGCAUAAGAAGGAAUACAAGAACAGAUGUAAAGACAAAGUUAGCAGCGAAAAAGUCGAAGAAACGAAGGAGGACGACGAACGUUUCGAAGAGAAGAAGACGAUUUUACCACGAGAUGAGUGGAUGACUAUGUCCUACUUAGAGGCAGAAGCAGACCCUAUUGCAACCAUUAAGACAGCUGAAGAAUUAGACAAUGAAGCCAAACAGAUGAAGAUCCAGGAAGAGAUUGACGCCGGGAUGAGAGAACCGGUGACAGGAAUGGUCUAUGGACUCUAUGACCCAAAGAAUCCGCAUGCUGCUCCGACAAUUUCUAGUAAAAUAGUACGAGGAGAAGUUAAAGAUAUAGAGAUGAAAGGAGAGGAAGAAGAAAUGCCGUUAUUCGGUGAUGGAGGAGCCAGUUGGCGAGCAAAAAUGUUAAAACGAGCGCACGAUCGGGCGCGAUCGUCAGGUGUCGCGUUGGAAAAAGUUGUGAACGAGAGAUUUAGGUCGGUGAGUGCAUUGAAGGAGGAGGCAAAGGGAUCGGCGAGGGAGAAUGCUCAUCUUCAGUACAAACGACAUCAGAUUGAUGACGAAGAUGAGGUAAGGAUGACACGAAAGCGACAAACUUUGGAAAUUGGACGAGAUGCAAAGGACAAAGCACUGUUGUCAAACUACUCGAUGCGAGUACAACGAUCUGUGGCGCACAACGUGGAGGGUGAUAGCAAACGUGAGGAGAGUCGGCGUCAAACGAAUCGAAGCGCUAACCGGGAGGAGGAUGGUCCAAUCGAUUACGACAAGUUGCCUGAUUUCGAGAACCGCGGCACUGGAGCUAAUGCUUUCCGACUUGUGUGUCCUCGUAGUCGCACCCGCGAUUACGAUAAAAAAGCUAUUCGAAAACGUGAGUUUUGCCAUCAAAAGCGUGGUCGCAGCCGUAGUCGUAGCAGGGGACGAUCUGAUGGUGUUAAACGCCCACGAUCGGAAAAACGAUCUGGCUCUAGAUCUCGACAUCGUUCCUGUUCGCCAUUCAAUCAUGACUUAGACUUGUCGGACAAAAGUGGCUGUGACGGACAGAACCAAAAUGAUUCGUCAAAGUUUGAGACGCGCGCAACGCUAACCUCAGCUGCAAUCACCGAGCACAAAAAAACGGCACAUUCUCGUGCCGAGGAUGAAGGAAAUGCUGAGAAAGUUGAGAUGAAAAAACGCAGUGCAUUUUUGUAUGGCAACAAGAAGACUGACGCAUCCACAAUACCAGAGGCAUCGAAUGCUUCACCCUCGCUCUUGCCUGAUCAGACGUCAUUUGAAAAUGAGACCGCUAGGGUACCAGUUUCGCCUAGACGAACUACUGUAUCUGCUUUUUUUGCGAAUGACAGUGCUAACGAAGAGGACGAAAAGGCCGUGCUCAACAAGUUGGCAGCUAAAGCUUUGCGAGCUCAAAUGAUGGGCAAGCCAGCUCUUUUUCGAAAGUUGACAGAACAGCUCAACGAAUUGGAGGCUAAGUUAGAACGAGAGAAGACUGCUGCUGCAAUUCCACACUUCAAGGCCGUCAUUGGUGCGUUGCCGCCGCUUGAAAAAGAGGACAUGCGCUAUGGGUCGCGUAAGGGCAAAAAAAAGCUUGCAGAUCCCAUGAUUAGUACGGACGUGGCAGCAUCAUUGGAGGAGCUUGUACGAGAGGAGCGUCUGUCUAGUGCACAUGUCGGACAUGAGAACAUGGAUGCUGUUCAUGCACGGAAUAUUGUUCGGCUUGGCUCGCGUUACAAGGGGACUGCAAUGAAUGCCCAAAACUUUCCCAGCGGAUUUGAUGAAGAGGGUCAAGUGGACAUGAAGAUGUUGCAACAACCUGGUUCGAACUUGACUCGACGUGCUCAAGUUCAGCGCGAGCACGCAAUUGCUGUGAAAGAGACCAAGUGGUGGGAUGAGCGGACUCAAAAAUGUCAGCUGUGCAUGAAGAGUCCAGCUUUCAAGAAACACUUGACGCUGUCUUUGGGCGAGUUCACUUAUCUAGCCGUGCCAAAUCGACCUCGAUUGCACCCCCGACACUGUUUGAUUGUGCCAAUUGAUCACACUUGCUCUGCUGUUCAAGCGGAUGAGCAGGUAAGGGAAGAAAUUACUUGUUUUCAGGGUGCACUUGCCAGUAUGUGCGAGAAGAAUUACGGUGCAAGUAUGCUGUUUAUCGAGCAAACAAGUGCACCUAAUCGAAAGCGACACACAAUGAUUGAGUGCAUUCCUGUCGACUCACAGUUGGCGCUGGAUAUACCGCUUUACUUCAAGCAAGAGCUGAUGCAGGCCACUGGCGAAUGGGACAUGCAUAAACCAAUCAUUGACACCAGCAAAGGCGGCAUCACGAGUCAAGUUCCACAAACGUUCUCAUACUUUCACAUCGGGUGGCGUACUCGUGAAGGACGAGGAGGAUAUGCUCACGUGAUCGAGGAUGAAAACACAUUUCCGCGAGAUUUUGGCGUGAAUGUCGUGGCAGGUAUGCUUGAUGUGACACUACCUAAGUACGGACGUCACAAUGGUGGUAAUCGUCGCUCACUCGACGACGACAAGCACGACGUUUUGGCGUUUCUCAAGGACUGGGAGCCGUUCGAUUGGACGCGAGAUCUUGAUGGUGGAGACUUCAAGUCACAAGCCCGAGACAAAUAG
This is a messenger RNA of Peronospora farinosa, 2712 nucleotides long. Lineage: Eukaryota; Oomycota; Peronosporomycetes; Peronosporales; Peronosporaceae. The record is from the annotation of a GenBank genome assembly.